Porites lobata is the source of this 9898-nucleotide messenger RNA. NCBI's taxonomy places the organism in Eukaryota, Metazoa, Cnidaria, Anthozoa, Scleractinia, Poritidae. The record is from the annotation of a GenBank genome assembly.
GGCUGCAUUUCAAAUCAACCAUCAACAGUUUCCUUGAUAGCUACUGAAAAUGAGCAAGUUUUACGGGAAAAUGUUUCACAGAGGUUGCCAGUCAACGCUAGCUGUCAAUGGAACAUAACGGCUCCUGUUGGCAAGGUGGUUAGAAUCAAGGUCAGAGCCAGCUUGUUGUCAGGUUCCUGUAACGAUGUGUAUAUAAAGAUCCUAGAUGGACCAAGCAAUUCAAGCAACCUGAUUACAAAGUACUGCAACGAUGGCGUUUACACGUUUGGCAGUUACUUUUUUUCUAGUGGUCGUUUUGUGUUUUUGGAGCUCAAGACAGGAACAGGCUACAAUAAUCGCUUGCGAGUGACAUAUUAUGCAGUGCCUUUUCAAAGUAAUUAUCGUACACAAUCUCUGAUUUUAAAUACUAUAAUAUGACCUGUGGUACAUCCUUAAAUCAGCUGGACAUUCUAAAAACGAGAAUUGACAAAUCAGCAUUUUUAUCAGUUGCUUAUACAGUGGAACCUCGAUUUAACCAUCCUCUAUAUAACAAAGUUCUCCGUAUUAUACUACUACAUGAAAAACCAGUGGUAUUUCAGCUUAAUUUGAAAUAACCAUCCUCUAUAUAACAAACAAAAUUGUCUCAAAUUUCACUCGCCUAGCGGCUCGUGAAAUUUCGUAUAACAAUUUUGAAAUAUCACUCGUGGUAUUUAUGCCAAACAUCACUACAAAUCAUGCUAUUACCUAUACUAAUACAACUAACGAUUUUCUUCAGCCCCGCCAAAAUUAUAAUCCAAUGUAUGGAACAGAACCUCGAUAUAACGAAGGCUCGAUUUAACAAAAUCCUCUUUAUAUAAACGAACACAAUCCAGAAACGCAAACGCAAACGCAAAUGCAAAAUAUGCGAAACAGACCAACGAGGAUAAAAUGUAUGUGUACAGUUAGUUUUAAGAAUUUUUUUUGCCUGUUCCUGUGUCUCUAGUGCCGUAGCUAUGUACAGCUCAGAACUGAGACAGUAGCUUCGUAUACAAAUGUUUAUUACAGAGGUUGUUCAGAUCCGGAAAUGCUGGACGUUGAUUCUGUUUAUCAUUAAACAUACUGAUGGGCGUUUUUGGAUUUUCCGGGGACCACCUUCCGAAGAUUUCCGAAGAUUUUUCAAAUUGUCCCGAAGACCAGACGAACGUUCCCCCCGAGAUCCGAAAACCGAAGAUGUCCGAAGAUUUCCGAAGAUUGCCGAGCACUAUAGAGGAAGACCCGAAGACGAUGAUACACCAACGGUAUUCUGCCAAUUUAAAAAAACCUGAUGUGGUUUAUUGAUAUGUUGUAAAAAAGUAUUUUUAGAGUUCAAGAGACGGUGGAGAAAUCCUUGCACCAGUUUAUAUAAAAAAAUAUCCUGGAUCCGCCCCUGAACUAUAUCCUCGAUAUAAGUAACAUUUUGCUUGAAUGUUUUCCAAACAAUUCGUUGAAUCGAGGUUUUCCAUAUGAACAAAUUUUCCCAGUCCCUUGGCACUAACAGUUAAAUCGAGGUUUCAGUGUACUACAGUCCUCCUCAUCGAUUGUCCUUAAAGUGAAUAAAGAAACACUGUAGAGGAAAAGUUGCUUUCAAUGAACAGCUAAUGAAUAGUCAGAAAUCUAACUGAUACCUGGGACUCAAUCGCCUUCAUCGCCUUACUCUUUGAUGGGCUCUUGAUCAAUGCAGACGAGCGAAAAAACCUGGCGAUCGGCAGAACCGAGCGAGCCAAAAACGGCAGAAAGAGAUGGCUUAUAAGUAACCUUCUGAAAACUACAGAGUCCACCCACAGAAAAACGCACCGUCUGUCUUGGCAAAAUGUCAAAUUGCCCGUCCUAAUCCUAAAUCCCCAAUCCCACGCGGUUUUCAAGCAACUUUUCUCGAUCUGCUUUCCGUGCUAUAUUGGAAAUUGAACACUCCACUGUACCCUUAAAGCAGUCCAUUAACCAUUGUACAUCUCUAAUUUCAGAUUGUUCCUUAAACACGACCCUGGACGCUCCGCAGUCCCCUUCAGAAAACAACUUUUCCAGCCCUUACUACCCUCUCGGCUUUCCCAUGAACAUGACCUGCGGAUGGUUCAUCAUGGCCCCAGAGAAUCAAACUAUAAAGCUUCAGCUUACAUCGCGGUUAAGCAGCUCCUACAAGUCUUCAGACAGGGUGGAGGUUUAUGAUGUCGAUGGCUCAGAAAUCAGUGCCAAUAGCCUUCGUUUGAGUAACCCACACGCCAAUACUGAUACUAUAUAUUCUAAGUUCCGUAGUCUGUACAUCCUGUUUAAAAGUGAUGGUCACCCUCAACAAAGCCUGUCAGAGAGUGGAAUAAUAGUUUUAUAUACAGCUUUUGAGACAGGUGAGAGUGAUUACCUUACAACUCAAGAACGUUUUAUCACAAAACCAUUUUCUUUCAGUUAUUUUCUUGCAUAUGAGUAGAUUCAAGAUGCAUGGCGUGAUCUUAUGCUUAGUAGUCUUUCUUCUCACACCCAGCUCUUGCACCAAAUGAGAAAAAUAAGUUAUACUUACAUUAUAUGGUCAAAUGUUGUCGAUGCCACAACUACUUGUCUUUGAUUUGUCGUAGGUUUGUUAUUGUAUAUUUUCACUUAUAUAACCUUGAAUGCUAUACGUUUUUGGGGUAGGCACAGCAAAACAGCAGGCGAAGAAAGAGUACAACUUUGUGAGGGAAACUGAGGCUUCCAAGGUCUCUGUAGCUUUUGACAAAAUCAGUUCCCGUUUCAUGCAAGAAACAGAUUUAGAAACGACAUUGCAACGUCAAAUGUUGCUCCCAGUGCUACUCAAUUUACCGCUAUCCUAUUGGUCAAACCGGUUUUUAAAUCUUCUUGCGUUGUCGUUUCUGUCUUUGCAUUGUCUACAAAGAGACAUCGCUUUUUAUAGCCAUCGUUUUUUUUCAAAUUUGUAACGAGUAUAACAAAAGAAUCUAUCUUUGCAAGAACCAAUACACUUCUGGUUGGCACAUUGAUACCGAAAGGUGACGACGUCCUUCAAAAAUCUGGGAAACUUACUGUUUUCAUUGCUAGUAUAAUCUUUAUUGUCGUUCAGUGCCCUUGUAAGAAGUAUAAGUAUCGGCAUACUCUGUAACUGUUUCCAUCGUAGUCUUUUUCCUUCCUCUCUUUUAGUGCGCACUUGUUCGUCAUCCAACUCGAAGGACCAGAACAUGAACAUCAUAUUAAAAGAUCACUCUGGUAUCAUCAAAACGCCCGGCUAUCCCUCCAACUUUCCAACGAACCUGAUUACUCAGUGCUAUUGGAAGAUAUUAGCUCCGAAGAACCACGUAGUGCGUUUGGAUUUCAUAUCAUUUCGCAUGGGGUCGUCACACUGUGUCUACAUCCAUGACAGCAUAAACAAAGAGAAUCCUGUGGAAACUUUUAAGUGCAGAUCUAAGACUUCGUUUACUUUUUACGCGAGUGGAAGAGAGGCAAGCUUAAGUGUUUAUCGUAUUCCCUACGCUGAUGGUACCAGUGGUCCAGGAUUCAUCGCAAAUUACUCGGUGACACCUUUAGGUGAGCGGGCAAGGCUCUAUCUACGUUAUCUUGCCCAGCCUUUUUUGUUUCCUAUUAAAUUCUCAUGCACCGUAAUUUUAAGGGAGUUAUUAUAACUCCAAAAAUGGAGUAAAAAUUUUAGGUACAGGAUAACCCCUUUUUGGGGGUUAUUUUAACUCCUAAUUUAACUCCGAAUUUGGGGUCAUUUUUACUCCAGAAAAAGAGUUCUUUUUACUCCCAGUCUGGAGUUAAAAUAACUCCGAAAUGGGGUUACUUUUACUCCUUACAUGGGUUGUUUUUACUCUUUUUGGAGUUUAUUUAACUCUGAGAGUGGAGUAAAAAUUUUAGGUACAGGAUAACUCCUUUUUUGUGGGUUAUUUUAACUCCUCAAUAUCGGGGGUCACUUUUACUCCUGAAAAAGAGUUCUUUUAGACUCCUUUUUGGAGUUAAAAUAACUCCCCAAAAAAUAACUCCACUCUAAGGAGUUAAAUUAGCCCCACUAGAGGAGUUAUUAUAACUCCUUGAAAAUUACUGUGUGAUCAAGCCAUGCGCAUGGUUGUUUCAUCCUGGUGAUUUCAAGAACGGACCUCUCACUGGAGCCAGGCCUGGGGGACAUUUACGUAACAGCCUAGCCUAAACUCAGAGAUCGUUUCCCGAGUUAAAUGGCACUGAGAUUUUUUUUGGUCAAGUAUACACAAAUAACUCCAGCUCAAAUUUGUCAAAUUGUAGUCCCCUUAUAACACCAGAAUAACCUACUUGACAUGCGUUUGUAAGGGAAGGAGUAGAGCAAUUAGGAGUGUGAGUACAUAAAGAACGUCUGCGCGAGAGAAGAGUUUUUUUUUCAAAGUUCGCUGCGAUUACUUUAACUAUUUAUUUAUUUAUUUGUUUAUCAUCGCUUUGCCGUACAACUUAAAUAUACACAUAAAGGCAAGGGAGCCCAAGGAAGCCAGUAAGGCUUCUGUAUAGGACCACCUUUAAAAACAUAUCACCUAAUUAAUAAAUAAAAUACUGGCAUCGUCAGGACAAUUUAACUGAACACAUACAAUUUAAGCUAUCCGUUGUAGUGUGAAUAUAGCCUAAGUCUAGUGAGCUAAUGGGCAAGAGAGGAUAAUGAGGCAGAGAGGGAAAAGCCCAGUCUGCCCAAUUAUCCUCUCUUCUCCUGGUUAAUAACUCACCUAGAUAAUGUAGAAUGGUGAUUUUACAGCACUUUCAAGGGGUUUAUGUACUUAUACUUUACGCACUCUGAUUUUAAAGGUAUCUCCUCUGGCAUUUGCUCCCUCAAAAACAACACUUCCGUGCACAUGUCUGGCGAAGGACGGAGUUUUACAACCCUAGGGUAUCCAAAAAACCCGGGAAUAGGAACUUGUGCUUGGAAUAUUACAGUACCCGUAGGAAAGUUCAUAAAGUUAACAUUUUGGGAAUUUGAAGAAUCAUGCAACCAGAACUACGCUGAUGUUUUUGAUAUCACAAACUCAGGGAGUCUACUUCUGGCGAAGAGAUUAUGCAACGAGAAAGUUCUAUUUUCCAAAGGGAACAACGUUCUUGUCAAGUAUUCAGGGGUGACUUUGGACCAGUACAGGGGAGGAUUUUUUGGCUCGUACGAGGUUGUGGACGCUGUCCCGGAAAGUUAUUCCUGCUCUGAUAGAGGGUAUAUUUCCCGCCUGAGAGCGACAAAGGGUGAACUUGCAAGCUUCGAUUAUCCAUUAAACUAUCCAAAUGACGCCGAGUGUUCUUGGACUAUUGAAGUACCAGCCGCUUAUCUCGUUCAGUUUACUUUUCACUCGUUCGACGUGGAGCAGUCUCGAGAUUGCAGAGCUGAUUAUGUGGAAAUCAAGUCUGGAAAACUGAAAUUUCAUAAAGACGCGGAAACAAUUGGCAAAUUUUGUGGCUUCUCGCUUCCUCCAUCAUUUGUAUCAAACUAUUCGAGGGUGUAUGUAGAUUUUGUGUCUGACAGCUCCGGAACAUACCCAGGAUUCCAUGCAAGCUUCAAAGCAGUUCCAAACCGUAAGUAACCGGGCUAAUACUGGACUGUAGUUAACGUGGAUAAGUACGCUUAGAUAAGGGAGUGCGUACGACGUAGCUAAUAUAUAGGAGAUAGGAGCUGGCGUUAAGCACUAGAGUUCUCUUUUAAACCUGUCUCGAGUAGAAGGGUAAUCCUCCCAGCCGAGUCAACUUAAACGAGGGUUUAAAUGAGAAAAGGGGACCCCUCUGCCUGAGACAGCAGCGGAAAAACAUCUUAGAUGGUUCUCUAAGUUAUCUUACUUUUAUAACCAAUCAGAAUACACGCAGAAGUUAGCAUAUAUGAGUGACGUUUUGUUCGUUUUAUUUUGUUUAAUUCCAGCGGCCAUGGGACCAUGCAAUGUCACAGGAGUAGACAAUGUUAUCCCGCUGACAGGUGAAACAGGAAGACUAUUCUCGCCUCUCUAUCCACAGACUUAUCCCAACGACAUGAUGUGCACAUGGAAGAUAAAUGUGCCAGAAGGACACUACGUGAGGCUUAGAAUAACAUCCUUUGACUUAGGAUUCUCUUGCAGAGGCACUGCACUGAAAAUCCAUGAUGGUCAGAGCUCAUCAGGCAACUUGCUCAAAUCUUUCUGUGGACGAACAUUUGACCGCUCAGUGUUUUCCAGCGGUCGUUAUCUUUGGGUUCGAUUCCAGUCUCUCAAGGAUGGUUAUGUGUAUGGAACUGGAUUCAAUGCCGUGUUUGAGGCAGUUACCCAAUGUAAAGCUGUGGUUUCAAUUUUAUAUGACCCUCAUUAUUCAUUCCACUUUAACAACUGCAUCGCUUAAUGGGGGAGGGUGCCAGGGAUGUCUAAGGGCUUCCACUUUUUGCAAAGCAAGCCCCUAGACAGAGUUACGCCUCCAUGGCUGGUAAAACCCGCGCCUUCCAGCCAUGAGCCCGUGCACCAACGGAACCAGGCACCUGUCACACUGAUUUAUCAGUGGAAAAAAUAAAGGGUGGGAAGGGAUAGGGGUAAAAGAAUGAUCCAAAGGCUAAAACAAGAGAGUGGCCGCCAGGAAACGCUGUACUAAGCACAUGGAGAUUGCAAGCUGACCGCGCUUGAGCCACUGCACUGACCGCUGACCGACGCCUGCGCUCCCAGUUGUUAACUGUGUUAAAUUUCAUUUAACUACAUAUAAGCCGAGUUAGUUUGUGGCAUCAAAUUUAUUCGAGUAGCAACAAUGCUAACGUUAUUUAAGGGUGUUUGACAUAGGGAGGAAGGGUGAAUGGGAUGAAUGUUGCAUCCAUAUUUUUCCUCCGUUUUGGGUCCAAACUAUUAUUUUCAUGAGUAGGUUCUUAAGAAACAGUUCUCUUCGUCUUUUCUUCGUAAAUGCUACAGCGUGAUAAAAAAAAUUGCGUUAGGUCAAAAUUGUGAAUAUGGCCCUAGUGCGCGCGCGCGUUUGUGCUUGGGUUGCGCGAUAGUGUCAAGCAUAAUAAUGAUUUCCUAAUAUUUUUUAAGUCGGUACCCACAUUGUCUUCGGUACAGUCAACUCCCUUUAUUGCGGACACUGUAGGGACCUCGACUUAGUGUCCUCUUUAGCGAGAGUCCGUAAUAGCGGAAGUUUAUUUCAGUCAAACAUCUGUGAUUUUGUUCUUGCCUGGGAUUUAUAAUUAGCUGCUGUCCGUGUCGAGCAAACCCGUAAUCCUGGGGGUGAUUUUUAGCAUCCAACCUUGUGCGCAUGCUUUUCAAUCCCGAAUCCCGAGCUAUUGAAAUCCCGGAUCCCGAAAAAAACCUAUUGGGAACCCUCUGCAAGGCGGGAGUUGACCGUAUAAAUUACGAGAUUAUAAAUUCAGUGCUUUAUUUUCAGUACCAGCUCCCUUCUCUUGUCGAAGCGACCGGCUGACCAGCUUUAAGUCGGACACUGGGACCCUUGCAAGCUACAACUAUCCACUUCCCUAUGAUGACAAGAUUGAAUGCACGUGGACCAUCAGAGUUGAUCUUGAUUACAGAAUAAGACUAUCUUUUGAUUUCUUCAAUCUGUCCCAGUCCAGUGAUUGUUCUGUAGAUUACGUGGAGGUCCGCGACGGCGUGUUUAAAACAAGUGAUCUUAUUGGAAAGUAUUGUGGAACUGAGAAACCCGAGUCAAUAACCUCAGAUUCCUGGGACAUGCGUGUCACAUUCAAGUCCAGUGGAAAAACCAGCUACCCUGGUUUUAAAGCCAGCUACAAAAGAAAAAGUAAGUAUGAACGGUUUCGUGUUACCCGGGGGGUAAGCCCAGGAGCUGGGCACUUCCGGCCGAGAGGGGUACCUUUAUCAGGCUUCUGGUAUAUAAAAGGAUAGGGAAAUUUGUCUUUUCGGUCUGAAAAAGGACCUAAAAGUGCUCACAGACGCAUUUUUUGUAUUUAAAAGGGACAUGAAAACUUCUUGGUUUAGUUUUUUUUACUCAAAUUAAAAAGAUGAUGCAGUACAGUAGUUAAACGGGAUAUAGUGUUCUUAACUAUAGGAAUGUGAAAGGGAUCUCAUUUUGUCAGUAGAAGGUGUAAGAAAAGGGCACAUUUUCUGUCACGAUGGUAUAUAAAGGAGUAAGGGUUGGACUUCGGGGUGUAGCCUCCCCGUAUAAAAUUCCGUUGAGUACUCCUCCCCCCUCCAAGUUGCUACAUAGAAAUUACGUUGAAGUGUUUAUGGGCUCAGCUCGAUUCACUGGAUUCGAUCAGCCGUUCCUCUCUUCUGGUUUACCAUAUACCUACGUGGAGUGUUGUUAAUUAGUUUGAAAUCAGAGAAACCUCGUCCGCAAGGCCUUUCCAUUGGAAAAUACAGUCGAAGCUCUGGUAAGCGACCACCUCGGAAUUCGAAAAAGUGGUCUUAACAAGAGCUAGUCGCUUGCGAGAAUGAGCUUUCGUAAGCGACCGCAUGGUAAAACAAUAGAGGUUGGUUGCUUAACGGAGAUUUAGAAGCUCAUUAAUAAUUCAUCAAGAAAAUGAAAUUAAUGUUUGAUGAGUGUCUUUAUAUCUGAUAUAGACACGGCUGAACUUAACUUCUAAUUUCAUAGACCAAAAUAACCCCAGAACUAAAUAUGAGAGCCAUUUGAGCAGUGUGCAGUUUGACUCAAGUAUUGGUUUUUAUGAAUAAGACUCUAAGUGGUCGCUUACGAGAGUUUAAAAACAAAGGAAAAGUCCAGUUGGGUAAUCCCAAAAGUGGCCGCGGUCUCUUACGGAAGCGGUCACUUAGGAGACUUUUCAUUACAAAGUUUAAGUCACAGACAGCUCAAACGGGAUUUCACAAAGGUGGUCGUAACCAGAGCUGGUCGCGUACGAGAUUGGUCGCAAGAAGAGCUUUAAGUGUAGAGAGGGGGAAAGCACAAAGGACGAAGUUGAAAUCAGGGUCAGUUUUUCCAAUAUUUUUAUAAAAAAAGCCACUGAGGUACUAUGAAAAUGCCAUCGUAAUUCGUAAUUUUAUUCAUUACAGCCCUUCAAUUAAAGUAAGGUAGAUGCUUUGUUUGCAAACAACAAUAGACCCCUAUGGGAUUCAAGUUUAUGACCCCCAUGAACCAUUUCCAGUUGGACAUCUUUGCCACGAUGAGACAAAGUGAAAAGGAGGAGAAGCUAGGAAGAGAAAUUCUCUCCUUUCUCUAUCUCUCCUUCCUAGACUGUUCAGCAGUCUAUUUUCUCCCUUAACAUACAGCUGUUUCGAGAAAGGUUGUCGGGAAAAGUGCACGCGACAAUCCUGAAAGGCAUUGUGGGUGGUUUUGAGUUCUCUUUUUUUCAAAGAAAUUUGAAAGAAUUGGCACGAAAGGCCAUGGAAAUGUGUUUGCGAGUGCUAAAGGAAAGUAACAAAAGUAGGUUCGACAGCUACAGUCGUCAGGAACGGUUUAUUGAUCAUAUCCCAUGUUACCUUUCGGGAUUGUCGCCUGCCAGGAGCCCAUAACCCGUGCACAUUUUUUCCGACAACCUUUCUCGAAAUAGCUGUAAACAGUGUGUGGGUCCGGGGCAAAAUUUUUAACGGACGAAUUUUUUACCUGUGUAACCCGUUUACACGGAACGGUAAAAGUGCUUUUACAGAUUGCAGUAUUGUUUACAUGAGUCCAUAUACACUUCUGAUCAGGACAAAAGCGUGCACGCUUUCGCGGGUCCCGUGUAAACGAAAGGCGGAACCGUGCAAGCUUUUGUUCGUUCCAAAAUUUGUUCGGACUCUCGUAAACGGGAUCUAGUGGUGCAAAAUACAUGCAAUACGAAUCACUCUGGCGUAUUUUUCCUCUCUCCUGCUUAGAGUCGACUACCGCCAUUCUGAAGAUUGUGGGGAUUGUUCUUGGUGCACUGUCUGCGUUUUGCGCGCUUGUCGCAGGAUGUUGUAAACACUGCUGUAAUUCAAACAAUAGCCGAGAUGCUCCCGUUGUUCAGGACUCAGAGAAUAUUCAUCAGAUUCCUGGAUUCAAUAAUUAUACCUCGCAGGAACAGGUAGAGACAACCAAAAUGUAG